UAUCCUCCUCCCUUCCGCCUUCGUGCCUUCAGGAAGCCGUCCAAAGGAUUAGAGUUUCGUCCUUCCUUCCUCUUCACAAACCCUAAUCCUAGCCCAAGCCGAGGAUUUCCGCGAUGGAGCCCGGUGGCGGCGGAGAACGAGGCGGGUUCCACCGCAACGAGGCCAUCUCCGCCGUCCAGGACGAGGAGCAGCUCUACGGGGAGGACGAGGACUACGAGGACCUCUACAACGACGUCAACGUCGGCGAGGGCUUCCUCCACGCCGUCCACCGGAGUGACGAGCCCGGCGGGUAUCCGAGGGAGGACGGGAGCAGGAGCAACCCUGCUCCGCCGCCCCCUCUGCUCCCGCCGUCGGGGGAUGCGCCGGAGAAGGUCCAGAUCCUCGGGAUCGCUGGCGACACGAAGAUCGAGAGGCCGGUGGAUGGAUCUGGUGGCUUUCAUGCGCAAGGAUUCCGGGGAGGUGGAGAAUCGGCGGUGGCGGUGCGGCCCCCGGCGCUGCCCCCGCCCGUGGCGCCGCCGCCCGGUGGAAGUAGGCCUGAGUUAGGGCAGUCUUCUGGUCGACCCAGCGAGAUCCAGGGGCAAUCGAGGACCUCUGGCUAUGGGAACGAGGGUUAUCAAAGGCAAGGGGGUGGCUUUGGAGGUGAGACGAGGCAGGGAGGAGGCGGGCCAGCGGGAGGAGGGAGCGUUAAUGGUGGAGGAGAAGGAGCUGGAGGGACGACUCUCUUUGUGGGGGAGCUUCUCUGGUGGACGACGGAUGCUGAUCUCGAGGCAGAGGUCAGCAAGUACGGGCAGCUGAAGGAGGUGAAGUUCUUCGAUGAGAAGGCGAGCGGGAAGUCGAAGGGGUUCUGCCAGGUCGAUUUCUAUGAUCCAGUGGCCGCUGCAGCGUGCAAGGAGGGAAUGAACGGGCACGUCUUCAAUGGCCGGCCCUGUGUCGUGGCGUUUGCAUCGCCGCACACUGUUCGUCGGAUUGGAGAAGCUCAACUCAAGAAUCAACAGAUGGCAGCCCAAUCGUCAGCACCGCCUCAGAAGGGGAGAGGAGGGGGAGGGGGGCCGAUGGGUGGGAAUUAUGGGAGGGGUGGUGGUGGUGGUAAUUGGGGGAGGGGUGGCAUGGGGAAUCGAGGACCAAUGGGGAAUAUGAGGAACAGGAUGGGGCCUGUGGGUGGCAGAGGAAUCAUGGGAAACGGCGGCAUGGUUGCUCCACCUCCACCGAUGCUGCAUCCUGGUGCUAUGCUUGGUCAAGGUUUUGAUCCAACUGGUUACGGAGCAGUGGCUAUGGGGAGAAUGGGUGGUGCAUAUGGAGGCUUUCCUGCAGGGCCAACGACAGCUCCAUUCCCGGGAUUGAUGCCUUCAUUUCCUCCAGUUGUGGCUCCUCAUGUGAACCCGGCCUUCUUCGGGAGGGGAGGGAUGGCCGCUGGUGGUGGUGGGAUGUGGCCAGAUCCAAGUAUGGGUGGAUGGGGAGGUGAAGAGCAGUCAAGUUAUGGGGAUGAUGCUGCUUCGGACCAGCGGUAUGGAGAAGGAAGCCAUGGGAAGGAUCGAGGUCCUGACCGGGAUUACUCGGGGGUUUCAGAUAGAAAACAUGACAGAGAGAAGGACGUGGGUCCUGGGCAGGAAUGGUCGGAGAGGAGAUAUCAUGAUGGAAGAGAAAUGGGUAGGGAGAGGGAUCGUGAUUGGGAGAGAGACAGGGAGAGGGAGAGGGAGAGGGAAAGAGGGAGGGACAGAGACAGAGAGGGGGCAACAGAGAGGGAAAGAGAGAGGGGGAGGGAAAGGGAUAGGUAUCGGGAUGACAGAGACCGUCAUGGAGAUCACUACAGGCAAAAGGACCGUGAAUUGGAGCGUGAUGAUGACUGGAAUAGAGGAAGAUCAUCGAUGCAAAGAAGCAAGUCGCGGGAGAUUGAGCAUUCGAAGAGGCGGCGUUUUUCACCUGAAGGUUGCUUGCAGGGACCUGUUGUAGCUAUCAUUUUAGACAUCUAGAAGAGCAGUUGGAAAAGGUUUGGCUAUAGUAGCAGGUCCCUCUUUCUUGAGUGGAUGCAGAACUUCUUCCGAGCUUACAAAUUGAAUGAGUGAUGUGAAUGAAGCAGGUAUUCUGCUCCAAAAAACCAAUUUAGUAACUGUCAUUUUGGUUUGAAACCUUUGGGAUGUUUUGAAGUGUUGUAGGAGAUUUCACUGCAUGAAAUGUAAGAUUUUAGUUAAAAGACAGGAAAAUGGUCUUGCUGAUUUACACCUGUUAGUGCAAUAUCUGACCACGCACUUUCAGAAAGUGAUGGUGAGAUAGAUCUUUAAUCAGUGCUGGUGGAACAAGAUCUCUUGAGGUUUCAGAUUUUGUUUGCUUUUCUUUUUUAAUGAAUGAUGAUGAUGAAGGAAUUUGCUGAAA
Messenger RNA from Phoenix dactylifera (date palm), 2370 nucleotides. Lineage: Eukaryota; Viridiplantae; Streptophyta; Magnoliopsida; Arecales; Arecaceae. The record is from RefSeq and is a predicted model, not a curated record.